Messenger RNA from Mytilus californianus (California mussel), 5486 nucleotides. RefSeq names its product SUN domain-containing protein 1-like. Gene Ontology annotation, molecular function: protein-membrane adaptor activity. The transcript is spliced from 20 exons. Bases 126 to 2717 code for a protein of 863 amino acids. Gene Ontology annotation, cellular component: meiotic nuclear membrane microtubule tethering complex; nuclear envelope. Lineage: Eukaryota; Metazoa; Mollusca; Bivalvia; Mytilida; Mytilidae. The record is from RefSeq and is a predicted model, not a curated record. Gene Ontology annotation, biological process: nuclear envelope organization.
AAAGGGACAAAAGAUAUCUUCAUGUAAAUAUCAUUGAUUUACAUUCAUGUGUCAAAAUAAACCCACCGGUGAUGAAGCAUUGAUUAGGGCCAGGGGAAUUAUAUUUUAUUUCGAUCUGUUACAUAAUGAGAAGCAGUAAACAUGGUUUAUCAAGUAAAGAAGACAGAACACCACCUUACAGUUAUAACAGAAGUAUACAUUCCAAAGAUACAGAUUUCCUACAAUAUGAUUAUUUUGAUUUCAUGAAGCCUACAGACUAUACAUAUUCUAGAAGCCCUAGCUAUAGACGUAAGGUUAGCAGUGAGCAUUACCAGAUGCCUAACAUGAAAAGGAGACAGUUAAAAGGGGCGUAUGAAAAGAUGGAUGACUAUAGUUCAGAUGAAGAAGAGGAAGGAGAGGAGGAACUAUCAUAUUUUACAGACGAGGAAAUUAUUAAUACCAGAACAAUAUUAGAAAAUGGAAUGUUGCUAAGAUCUGGACACAAUUUAAAAAAUAAGAAGACAUUAAUAGAAAAAAUGAAAUUACGGAGAUCAUUGAUGUCAGGGAAUGACUAUGAGGCUUUAACCUCAAGUAGUCGGAGGUCACAGACUUUGAACAGAACUAAUAUUAAUACUAGUACUGAUGUUAGGUCUAGAAAUAGAAGAUCACUUAACACUGCAAAUGAGUACAAUUCAUAUAUGGGGGGAUCAACAUCUAACAGUCAAGGGACAACUAUGGAGUUAAAUAGUAAAGGUGGUAGAGGUCAUACAAACCAUUCCACAGAUAUUACAACUACGAGAAAAACCUUGAUAGAAGAGUUUGAAAAUGAAGAUAAUUUAGAAAAAGGAAUGAAAGAAACACAGUCAACAAAGAAAAGGAAGAAAAAGGCAGCCGUUAUCAACCAUAUGUAUGGUUUGGAUUCAGAAGAAUUGUCAGAAUCUGAAUGGUCAUUGAUGAAUUCAUCCUCUAGAGAGAACAACAGUAAAUACUUUGUUAAAGGUCAAAGUUCAUCUGUCAGUGAAACCAGCGUUACCUCAACUGUAGUCACAACCAUUAUAGAAUCUGUAUCAUACAUAGCCAGUCCUAUAGUCACACCCAUUUGGAAUACAGUGGGACAACCUGCUUCAAUGGUUUUAUUGACAACUGUUUCAUCGAUUUUUAGUGUAUUACAUUUUGUGUUGUGGACUUCAUCAGGACAAUAUUUAUAUUCAUUAGGAAAAACUGUAUCAAAUAAAUCAUGGAACUUAGUGCAAUAUUUUAUCAUGCAUUUCAUUCUAUUGGAUACAUGGAUAUUAAAAAGGAGGAAGACAUCAGCUUGUUGUUUAUGUUUACCAUUGUUAUUGUUACUACCUCUCUUAUUUAUUGGAAGUAGAAGUGUCUUGCCGCUAUCAUCAGAAUCAUCAUGGUUAUCAAUAUUUGCUACAUCAUCAAACAGGGUCAUCAAAAUUGCAGAUUCAGAGGGGUCCAGUAUCAAUAUGGGUCAUUUGGAAGCUGAAGUCAGGAGAAUCAUUGUACAGCUUCAGGAUAAAAGGAAUGUAUUGUCCAGAGCUGAUGUCGAGGCUAUUGUACAGAAUAUGUUACAUCAGGAAGUAUCACAGCUACGUCUGGACAUAUCUGGGGAACAGAAUCAACAUAAAGCUGCCAUUAUGAGCCAGGGUAAUGAAUUUAACCAGAAAUUAAAUCUCAUUAAUUCACAGAUAUUAGAUAACAUUACAAUUUUACAAAAUAGAUUGUCAUCAGAGAUGCAGAAUAUUCAGAGUGAAGGAAGCACACAGUCAUCAGCAGCUGUUUUAAACAUACAAAAAUUACAACAAGAAAUAUUAGAUUUAAGGUCUGCUUUGGGGAAUGUGAAAAUAUCACAAGAGGCACUUCAAUUACAGAUGAAGAACUGCUGUAAAAAUGAUAGUUUUUAUGCCAUGACUAUACAAACUCAUGUCAAUAGGAUAUUACAACAGUUGAUGGCAGGUAAAAUGACUGGUAUAGAUGACCAAGAUUCAUUCACUAAAUGGUUCCAUACCCAGUAUGUCAGUCGACAAGAUCUAACUGAUCAUCUGGCUAAGUUUGGUCAGGAGAUUACCAAGAUGGUCAUGUUAGAAAUAGAAAAACAACAGAAGACACAAGUAAUUCUUGGAGAGGGAGGUUUAUCAGAACAGGUUGUUCAAAGAAUAGUAGAGGCAGCUUUGUUGAAGUACAGUGCUGAUAGACUAGCUUUGCCCGAUUUUGCUUUGGAAUCUGCAGGAGGAAGUGUAGUCAGUACCAGAUGUUCUCAAACAUACCAUCGUAAAACAGCUCAGUACAGUAUACUAGGCAUACCACUCUGGUAUGUUUCUAACUCACCAAGGACUGUCAUUCAGCCAGAAAUUUAUCCAGGAUCUUGUUGGGCUUUCCAAGGAUCUCAGGGAUAUUUAGUGAUAGAGUUGUCUACUGUGAUAAAACCAACAGCCUUUACAUUAGAACAUAUACCGAAAUCUGUAACACCUGAUGGUAAAAUUACAAGUGCUCCUAAAGAUUUUAAUGUCCUGGGUUUAGCCAGAGAAUGUGACACAGAAGGUACACUUCUAGGAAAUUAUACAUACAAUGAAGAUGGAAAACCACUCCAAUUUUUCCCUGUACAGACUACAGAGGGAGUCUUCAAGUUUAUAGAAUUAAGGAUAACAAGUAACCAUGGAAACCAGAUGUUCACAUGUCUGUACAGAUUUAGAGUUCAUGGAAUUCCAGCAGAGCAGGAUAAACCUUAAAACAUACUGUAUAGCAGUUAGCCAAUAUAUCAAACAUAGGUUUUCUUCUAGGAAAGGAACCAUGACUUCAAUAUAAACCAUCUUCAAGUGAAAUAUUUUCUACAGGGUAAAAAUGAAUGUGUCAACAUAUAUCUAUGCAAGAAUGUGCAAGAGAAAAUUUGAACUUUCACAUUGUUCAAAGGAGAUAAACAAUUGGAUAUAAAAUAUGCUUAAUAGAAUAAGUGUAAAACUGUCAGUGAAUGACAUCAUUGUUAAUGAUGGAUUGGGGAAUGAGAGAAAAUGAAAGUACAUUGUGUAUAAUUAUUUAUUAUGCAAAUGGAAACUAAAAUGGACUUUUUUUUUUUGAAAGAAAUUUGUUUCAAUAUUAUAUAAUAAUGCAUGAAAUAAAGAAAUGAACAAUGAUUGACAAAUUAUUUGUGAAGAGAUCUAACAGGGUUUGUAUUUGUAGUGUAUCCAACCAGACUUGAAAAAUACACCAUAUAUUUAUUUUGUUUGUUAAAAAACCAUCGUGAAAAUUUAUGUAUAGAUUUUUUAUUAUUAUUAUUUGUUAAGAAAGGUGUUUAUUUUAUAUGAAUAAGUUAUUGUUUUUUUUAUUUUUUUGUUGAUGUCAAUACUAAUGGUACAUGUACUAUUUUACUUUGCUCAAAUUCAUAUGAAAUUAGCUACAAUAUAAUGAAUGCAGUACACUCUUGCUGUACCAAUAAAACAUAUAUUGUACAUUGUACACAGGGAAGGCACUUUGUAGGUGUUUAAAAUGGAGUUUAACACCAAUCCAUAGUUUAGGUUUCAUAGUGCCUUCUUUGGUCCCCAUAUUUAUGGAACAGCCCUUUAAGGGGAUUGAAAAUAUCAGAAACAGUGAAAUUGUCUCUCUUCUCAGUUUUAUUUUUCUCGUAAUAUGUAAAUUAAAAAUUAUCUCCAUUUGUUUUACUGCAUACCAGAUAAAUAUUGGUUUUCUAUGAAAUAUGAUUUUGAUGAAUGUUAUUUUUACUGUUAUUUCUGUUUGUUUUAUAAUCAACGGGUGAACAACACAGUAUUCAUCCUUCUUUUUUUACUUCAAAACCCCAUUGCUAUGUUUUUACUGUGAUACUUUCCACCUUGCAGCUAUGCUGUAUUUGUCUACACUUUACAUCAGAAACAAGGUAAUUAAAAAAAAAGAAAGAUUCAAAAUAUUACUCUAAAGGUUUUGGAAAUUAAUUUAAGUAAUUUUUUAAAGAAAAUAAAACCAAAGCGCAGAUAUUUUUAUCAAAUUUCAUGAAAUAUGAAACCUCUAAAUUUGAGAAAUGGAUGAAAUAUUAUUACUUCUCUUCUGUCUGGUACUUAAAUAUUUCUUAAAAUGUAUAUAAUAUAUUAAGAUCACAUUUGAGGACCAACUACAGAAACUUUGGGAAUGGAUCUCCUUUUUUUUUUCCUUCUAUUUUUUUUUCUUAGGUGUUUAGGAUUUUAUUAAAUUUUCUCUAAUAUUUCAAAUUAUUUUUCCUUCUUUGAUUUGUUUUUGUCCAUUCAAUCUUAUAAUAACUGUUGUUUAUAAGUGCUACCCCUCUGCAUCGUUUGUGUGGUUUGAGCAAGUAUGAAAAAUUUCUCAAUUAAACUCAUAAAAAUCAUAUAUGUAUUAUUUUAUAAAAUAUGCAAUAGAUAGUUGUUUUUGUGGUUUAAAAGUUGUAUAAUCUUAAAUGAUAGUGUACAUUUACAUUAGGGCUAUUCCAUUAAAAUGUAUGUGGGAGGGUAGGAAGGGACUUUCAAAAUAUCCCUACAACCAAGAACCAUUUUUAGAUAAUUUUGCAUAAUGGUAAUAGACGCAUACUGAAAAAAGACCCGUGACCCACAUUCAAUAAUUAAACUUCCCUUCCUACCCUCCCACAUACAUUUUAAUGGAAUAGCCCUUAGUAUUUUAGGAGAAUCUCAGAAAUGCUGGAUUUAUUAACAGUGCAAUUAAACAUUGUAUACUAAGUUGUAUACCAGUUCAAAUGGCUGUAGUUCAGUACCAGUACAUUUAUUUUUAAGGAUUCAAAGGCAGCUCAAUUAGGUUGUGUUUAUUUUUUAUUCAUUAUUAUUGUUCGUCUUUUGCAUAUAUCAUCCAUGUUUUUAAUGCAUAGUAGCUUUUUAUUUUUCUUUACAUGUAUUGCGAAAAAAUGUUUAGUUUAAGGUCAUAGGUUAUUUCUGGAUAAUUUCAAAGAAAGAAGACAGUUAUUUUUCAUUUAUUAGCUUUGAUAUGGGACCAAGAAGAAUGUGUUCACUUUCAUUGAUCUACAUCAGUUAUUCAUAUAAUCUGUUUUCAAAUUCAGCUUUUAGCAAAUUAUUUAUGCCAAGUUUAAUAUGGCUUAUAUUUCCAUGUCAAAAUUUGACUAAAGUUUUUUUGACAAAUCAUAUUUAAUAAGAGAUCAAAGGUUAAGAUUAUAAUAUAUUGUCAAAAAUAUACUUUAAUUUUGCUGAAUGAAUGUUUUUGUUAUAAAAUCAAGGAUGAAGUAAAUAUUUUUUUCUUUUACAAAAGUCUUUAUUAAUUUCAAAACUAUUAUGCAGGCAUUGACUAAUAUACAUAUUAUUUUUUCACUUAUCAUAAAGUAGUUUGCUGGUAAAUUAAAUAUGAGAUUACAAAUGUAGUUCAAACUUUACAUGUAAAGUAUUAUUACUGCCAUGAAUAUUCACUUAAAAUCAAAAAUAUGCUUUUUGCUUAAUGUGCUUUUUUUGUUAUAGAAACAAGAUGUUGUACUGUUAAACUUGUGUACAAACAUUAGAUUAAAUAGUGUUGUCAUCAUUAAAUGGUCAAAAUAA